AUGGCUCUUGAAACAAUGCAUAAAGACUCCUGUAUGUGCUCAAAAUCUGAACUCGAUUUAUUUUCUAUUCCACCGACUCAAGUGGUAAUGGAAAAAGGAUUUUGGGAAGAUGUUGAUCCUAUUACGAGUAUAUCUUCAUCAGAUACGAUAGAAUUUUUAUGUGCUGCAAAUUCUGCAGUUUACACUGACUUAGCAAGCAGUUACCUAUACGUUAAAACAAAGAUCUCUACCGCAACCGGAGGUAAUGUGGGUGCAGACAUUCAAGUUGGCCCUUCAAACCUUUGGAUGCAUGCAUUGUUCUCACAAGUUGAAGUAUUUCUGAACAAUAAACUGGUCACCCCAUCAAGCACAGCAUACCCUUACCGAGCGUAUAUCGAAACGAUCCUGAACUUUAGUAAAGACGCCAAAGAUUCACAUUUCACCUCAGCACUAUUCUAUAAAGAUAAAGCUGGAAAGAUGGAUGCAGUCAACCCUCUCGCACAAGAUGCCAACGUCAACACUGGAUUAAAACAGCGCCAUGCAUAUACACAUGAAAGUAAAUCUGUCGCCAUGGAAGGAAGAAUUCAUUCUGAUCUAUUCGCGCAAGACCGUUAUAUUCUUGGUGCUGUUCCAAUCAAGAUCAAACUGGUGAGAUCUAGAAAUCCGUUUUGUUUGGUAUCAUCCGCAGAAAAUACCAAUUUCAAAGUGGUCAUCGAAGAAUGCUUGUUUCGUGUACGACGAGUUAACGUAGCCCCCAGUAUUAUACUGGCUCAUUCCCAGUCCCCUCAACAAACCACUGCCAAAUACCCAAUCAAUCGCAUCGACUGUAAGGUCGUCUCCGUACCUCGGGGGAACAUGUCUGGAAAUCAACCUAAUAUAUUUCAAGGUGGUUUACCAAAUCGUAUCGUGAUUGGAAUGGUCGACGCAGAUGCCUUCAACGGUACAUAUACGAAGAAUCCGUUCAGUUUCAAAAAUUACGAUAUCACAACCAUGGGUCUCACUGUUAACGGAGCGAACUUACCUGGAAAACCAUUACAAUUGAAAUUUGGAGCAGAUAGUAAGUACAUUUCUGCAUUUUAA
Paramuricea clavata is the source of this 1059-nucleotide messenger RNA. Lineage: Eukaryota; Metazoa; Cnidaria; Anthozoa; Malacalcyonacea; Plexauridae. The record is from the annotation of a GenBank genome assembly.